CUCUCUCUUUUCCUUGCAUAUGUUUCUGUCUUCAUACUCCAAAAUGACCACCUCAUCUCUUCACUCACUCUUUUCUUUUCACCACCUCUCUCUCUCUCUCUCUCCCUCCUUCUCUUACCACCAUUUCUGUCUUCUUCUUCAAUGAUUCAAUCCCACUCUUUCACUAACCACCACAUUAUCACCUUCCUCUAUUGAUUUUUUUUUUCUAGCUUUCUAGUAGUUCUGUUCUCCAAGUCUUCUUCUCCACAAAUUCCACCAUGUCCACCAAACUAACUGUAGAAGUUCUUGAUGCAAGUGACCUUAUGCCCAAAGAUGGCCAAGGCUCUGCUAAUCCUUUUGUACAAGUUAGUUUUGAUGAACAACGACAAAGAACUCAAACCAAGCCCAAAGACCUUAACCCUUACUGGAAUGAGAAGCUUGUUUUCACUGUAAACGAUCCCAGAGAUCUCCCCAGCCAGACCAUUGAGGUUGUUGUUUACCAUGACCGCACAGGUGAAGCUGGCCAUGAAAAGAACUUUCUUGGUCGUGUUAGAAUCUCUGGUGUGUCUGUCCCUUUAUCUGAGUCUGAGGCUAGUGUCCAGCGAUGCCCACUUGAGAAGCGUGGCCUUUUUUCAAAUAUUAAAGGUGAUAUAGCUCUCAAGAUUUAUGCAGUACACGAUGGUAAUUACUAUCCACCUGCUCCUCAACAGCCAAAUGCUGCCAGUAUUGAGACUGAAGCCACCCCUCUCCAAGAAUACAAUACCAACAAGCUUGAAGAAGAUGAUAUGGCUGGUGAGAAGAAGACCAAGAAGAAGGAAAAAGAAGUGAGGACUUUUCACUCUAUAGGGACUGCAGCAGCUAGCGGUGGCCCUGCUCCUGCUCCUGCUCCUGCUCUUGCUACUCCCCCUCCUCCUCCUCCUCCUCCGAUGUCUUCUGGGUUCGGGUUCGAGACUCACCUUAUGAAGGAGAAGGCACCGACAGUGGAGGCAAGAACUGAUUAUGCUCGAGCUGGGCCAGCUACUGUAAUGCAAAUGCAAUUUCCAAAGCCGAAUCCAGAAUUUGCACUGGUGGAGACUAGUCCACCGGUGGCUGCACGCAUGCGAUACAGAGCAGGGGACAAGACGGCGAGUACUUAUGAUUUGGUGGAACAGAUGCGUUACUUGUAUGUGAAUGUGGUGAAGGCUAGAGAUCUUCCUGUUAUGGAUGUUUCUGGGAGUCUUGAUCCAUAUGUGGAAGUGAAGCUUGGGAAUUAUAAAGGAAGGACUAAACACUUGCAGAAGAAUCAGAACCCAGUGUGGAAUCAAAUUUUUGCUUUCUCAAAGGAUAGAAUACAGGCCAAUAUUCUUGAAGUUACAGUGAAGGACAAGGAUCUUGUCAAGGAUGAUUUUGUGGGCAGAGUUUUUUUUGAUCUAUUAGAAGUCCCUCUUCGUGUCCCGCCAGAUAGUCCACUGGCUCCUCAAUGGUAUAAAUUGGUGGACAAGAAGGGUGAUAAGACCAGUAAGGGGGAAAUUAUGCUCGCAGUUUGGAUGGGAACACAGGCUGAUGAAGCAUUUCCUGAGGCAUGGCACAGCGAUGCUCAUGAUAUUGGUCAAACAAACCUGAACAAUACAAGAUCCAAGGUAUAUUUUACGCCGAAAUUGUAUUACCUUCGAGUUCAUGUCAUUGAAGCUCAGGAUCUUUUCCCCUCGGAAAAGGGUCGAAUGCCAGAUGCUUAUGUGAAGGUUCAACUUGGGGGUCAGCUAAGGAUCACUAAACCUCUGCGAACCAUCAAUCCAGUUUGGAAUGAAGAGUUCAUGUUUGUGGCGUCUGAGCCUCUUGAUGAUUUGAUAACUGUGUCUGUUGAGGACAGGGUUGGACCUGGUAAGGAUGAGAACAUGGGAAAGGUUUAUAUACCAGUUAGAGACGUCCCACCAAGAAGAGACCCUAAACUCCCGGAUCCUCGCUGGUGCAAUCUCUUAAAGCCUUCACAAGCAGAGGAAGGCGAGAAGAAGAAAGAAAAAUUCUCGAGUAAGAUUCUACUGUGUCUCUAUUUAGACACAGGUUAUCAUGUUCUUGAUGAGUCUACACAUUUUAGCAGUGAUCUCCAGCCAUCGAACAAGUUCCUGAGGAAGGAAAGAAUUGGAAUUCUUGAACUUGGGAUUCUAAGUGCAAGAAAUUUGCUGCCCUUGAAGAGCAAGGAUGGUAGGACUACUGACGCAUACUGCGUGGCUAAGUACGGCAACAAGUGGGUUCGAACCAGAACGCUUCUUGAUAACCUGCAUCCUCGUUGGAAUGAGCAGUAUACUUGGGAUGUUCAUGAUCCUUGCACUGUGAUCACCAUUGGUGUUUUUGACAAUUGCCACAUUAAUGGAAGCAAAGAGGAUGCAAGGGAUCAGAGAAUUGGGAAGGUGAGAAUUCGUCUUUCGACUUUAGAAAAUGAUCGUAUAUAUACACAUUACUAUCCUCUGCUAGUCCUUCAUCCUUCUGGAUUAAAGAAACAUGGAGAAAUUCAAUUGGCAUUGAGGUUUACCUGCACAGCUUGGGUUAAUAUGAUUACUCAAUAUGGCAAGCCGUUGCUUCCCAAAAUGCACUAUCUUCAACCAAUACCUGUUAUGCUCAUUGAUUGGCUUCGCCACCAAGCAAUACGGAUAAUAGCGGCAAGACUAGGAAGAGCAGAGCCCCCGCUUAGACCUGAAAUUGUGGAGUAUAUGUUGGAUAAGGAUCACAAUAUGUGGAGUUUGAGAAGAAGCAAAGCAAAUUUCGGCCGCAUAAUGAAACUCCUUACAGGGGUUGCAGCUGUCUGUAAAUGGUUCAAUGACAUUUGCACAUGGAGAAAUCCAGUAACAACUUGUCUGGUUUAUGUAGUGUUCUUGAUGCUGGUUUGCUAUCCAGAGUUGAUACUUCCCACAAUCUUCCUCUACCUGUUUGUAAUUGGGAUGUGGAACUAUAGGAUCAGACCACGACAGCCACCUCACAUGGAUAUUCGGCUUUCGCAAGCUGACAAUGUGCAUCCGGAUGAGCUAGAUGAAGAAUUCGACACUUUCCCAACUUCGCGACCAGCUGAUAUUGUGAGGAUGAGAUAUGAUAGGCUGAGAAGUAUUGCAGGCAGAGUACAGACAGUAGUUGGGGAUUUGGCAAGCCAAGGGGAAAGAGCUCAAGCAAUUCUGAGCUGGAGAGACCCAAGGGCUACAGCCAUCUUCAUAAUCUUUUCUUUGAUCUGGGCUGUCUUCAUUUACAUUACUCCGUUCCAGGUUGUGGCUGUACUGGUUGGACUCUACUUGCUGCGACAUCCCAGAUUCAGGAGCAAGAUGCCCUCAGCACCUGUCAACUUCUUCAGGAGAUUGCCAUCCAAAUCAGAUCAGCUACUGUGAGCUGGAAAUUAGUCAAUAAGCCAUUCAUUUGCUUAAUUAUUGUCAAGGAAGAGUGAAUAAGUAAAUAAAUAUCCGUCAAUAUCAUAGGAGCAGAAGACAGAAAAAGCAAGUUACAAUUCCUGCUUCCAUCCUGCACCAACCUGCAAGAGAAUAUCACUUUAGCUAAUUAUGCAUAUCCUACCUUUCUGAAUCUUUUGUAUGGAACCCCAACAUUCUUUUUGGUUCUUUAUUCCAUAUUCUGUAAUAUUGCUGAGCAAUUAUAUAGUGCAUUUUAAGAAA
This is a messenger RNA of Hevea brasiliensis (rubber tree), 3608 nucleotides long. Its product is annotated as multiple C2 domain and transmembrane region protein 6. The record is from RefSeq and is a predicted model, not a curated record. Bases 258 to 3329 code for a protein of 1023 amino acids. The transcript has a single exon. NCBI's taxonomy places the organism in Eukaryota, Viridiplantae, Streptophyta, Magnoliopsida, Malpighiales, Euphorbiaceae.